Esox lucius (northern pike) is the source of this 1470-nucleotide messenger RNA. RefSeq names its product mitotic spindle organizing protein 2B (gene mzt2b). The record is from RefSeq and is a predicted model, not a curated record. Gene Ontology annotation, cellular component: spindle; centrosome. The transcript is spliced from 5 exons. Bases 186 to 848 code for a protein of 220 amino acids. Lineage: Eukaryota; Metazoa; Chordata; Actinopteri; Esociformes; Esocidae.
ACUUUACGCACUUUCUAUGACGUAGCUUUUCCGCGCCAAUGUUUUGGACAUCACGAAUGACAACUGCGAAUACAAUAAAUUCUCCUCCUGAAUAAGUAGCUAUCUUACGCAUGUAACUACUAACUUCGAGCCCCACUUAGCGUCGAGGUAAGAAGUCAUAGUUCCAGGAGACUGUGGUGAACAUCAUGUCUCACUCCCAGCAGCAGUCUGCCACUGGGCCCAUCCCCACGGCUCCAGACUCCCCGGCAAUGGGCGUGACGGUCAGUGGCAACGUCACCAAGUACGCCAUGAAGAAGAAAAAAAUCCUCAACGCAGAGGAAAGUGAGCUUUUUGAGCUGACUCAGGCCGCAGGCAUUGCCAUGGACCAAGAGGUCUUCAAGAUCAUUGUAGACCUUUUGAAGAUGAACGUGGCUCCGCUGGCUGUGUUCCAGACCCUGAAGGCCAUGUGUGCUGGCCAGAGGAUAGUUGACACCUCCAUGGGAGACACAGCCUCCUUCCCCAACACCACUACCACCACAGCCUCUGCCGCCCCAACAGAACCCAGAGAAGAGGAGUCUGUUGUGCCUGGCACUAAGAGCUCUAAGCCCACUGCACCUCCUCCCACCUCCUCCUCUACCUCCUCCACUGCUGGCCCCAGGCCCACCAGGAUCAACCCUAAGAUGGCCUACGACUCCUCUCCUCACUCUCAAGUGCGUAGCAAAGCAAGCGCAGGCCAUGGAGAGAAGAGCAGAGAGGGUUCCAGCCAGAGGGUGCCACGCCAGCCCAGCGCCACCAGGGGGCAGAAGACCACCAAGAGCUCAGGAAGCAGCAGCUCUUCCUCUCAGAUUACCCCAACUGCCACCACCUAGAGCCCACAGGACCUCAUCUCCAUGGAUGGCUAAUUAAUCUCCUCUGAUCUCAAUGAAUAAAGGGGAAUGUGUGUCAGAGUGCUGUGGUGGUGGUGGAAGUAAUUCCCCAACUAGUCUGUGUUUGGCUUUCAUCUGUCUUGUGGUUCCACAUCCAUGUAGAUGAGGGCCUCCUUUCAACCACCCUUUUAAGAUGGAUGAUGAUUCAGAAUUAUGGCUCUAUGAAUCCGUGUUAGAGAAGCAUGUUGUCCUGAACGUUAUCGACCUGGAUUUUGCCUACCAGAUAGAAGGAAAUGCUUUGAAGAAUAACUUGAUUUGAAUUGGGGGCUUCUGAACAGUUCUGUUCAUUCUGUUUCGGUGUAUUUACACAUAACCCAUAGGUGACUUUCAGGUAGAUUACAUUAGCGAAACUGAUCUAUUGCUGGACCUGACAAACGGCUGGGGGUAGUGCUGUUAUAGCUGGUUAUUGUUUUGUAAAUGUCUCUAUUCCAUGAACAAAACAGAAGAGCACUGGUGCUCUCCAUUACUGCGUUUCUGGAACAUUUUCCGACCAUCUUGUCAAAAUAAAACAACUCUUUGGAUUUCUAUAAAAACUGUGUGUGGAUUAUUUUAUUAUUCCCCUUUU